AUGGACAUACUCCAAGCGACAAAGGCAGUCUUCUUCCUCGGUACACCACAUCGUGGCAGCCACGUCUUGGAAAAACUCUUUGCCCAGACUGGUCUCAAAUUGGGUAAGAUGAUGUUGCAUAAGCAAAUGCCCGCGCAGAUUAAGACUGCUCUGCAACCUCGAACCAGCGAGUCAUUCAUCUGCAACUCAGACUUCGUCAAGAUCAAGGGGUCUAUCGCCAUAGUGAACUUUUACGAACAGGUAAACCUGCCGGGCUUAGGUGAGCUCGUGGUCGAUAAGGACUCAGCCGUCUUCGACAGUGAGAAGGCUGAAAAUAUACCGAUUGCCAGAGACCAUCGGCGCCUGGUGAGAUUCACUGGACCUGAAGAUGAUGCGUACCGGACGCUGCUUGAAACAUUGAAGAGAAAAAUUCGAGUAUUCCUACUUGAGACUGACCCGGCGAAGGGUACUGUACCACUUGCGUGGCGCCGUGGCAAGAGGCCGAUCGAACCUCAUCGAGCCACCCUACAGUGGUUCUGGGAGCGCGAGGGCAAGUUUCUUAAAUGGCUUACCCGCGGCGCAGGCCUCUUCUCCAUUGAAGGUAAGCCAGGAAGCGGGAAAACUGUUCUCAUGGGGGAUAUGGUGAGCAAAGCAAAGCAAUUCAGCGAGAUGGACGUUCUCGUCCAUCACUUUUUCAACAAACGCGGCCAGAUCAUUGAGCAUUCGUUUCAAGGAUUUUUGCAGUCCGUGUUGGAGCAGAUUCUACGCCAGCAGCCGAGCUUAUUUGAGCACAUGCUGCAAGACUGGUAUACGAUGCAAGACCCUCAGCAAAUGACACCAAACCACUGGCCGGAAUGGUUGUUGAAACGAGCUCUCACUCAGGUAAUAGCACGAGGAUCCACAACUCUGCGAUUCCUUAUGAUCUUUGAUGCUCUUGACGAAUGUCAAUCUGAGAUUGACAUUGUGGAGAUCCUGAGCUUCUUAAAGGUGCUGUUAUCUGGCACUCUAGGAAAGAACGUGCGCAUCGUUUUUUCUUGCAGAUAUUUACCCGACACAUCGAACCUGAAUCCGGCCGAGUGCUUGCGAAUGGAACAUCACAAUCAGUCGGAUAUAGCAAACCUUGUCCACGACGUUUGGUCUUCCUCCAUACCUAUGGAUGCGCCAGCAGACGAGUUCCAGGAGCUGAAGAAAGCCAUCAUCAAGAAAGCUAAUGGUAUUUUUCUGUGGGUGCGCCUGGCGUUGGACCGUGUAACUAAAGCCGUCCGCGACGGUGGAACAUCCGAUGAAAUUCGCGAGACCAUUGAUGAGCUUCCCGGCGAGCUCAGCGGUAUAUUCGAAAUGCUUCUCGGCCAUCCUGCACAGAAGCACCGAGAAGAGACCCACGCUAUGUUGAGCAUGGCGCUGACGGCUAAGAAGCCGCUGACCAUAGAGGAGUUUAGGCUGGUCCUGAAUCUUUGCUCUGACGAUGCUAUAAGCUCUCUCGCCGAUAUGAACCGGUCAACGAAGCUUGUGUCAAAUUAUCAAGUCAUGCAGAGAAGGAUACGAAGCCGUUGUGGGGGGCUCUUAGAAGUUGUGCCUGCCGACAGACUCGAUACCGCCGAGGAGGUUGGAGGAACGGCGCGGAACGAAAGCCGCCAAGUCGUGCAGUUUGUGCAUCAGUCUGUGAAGGACUUUCUUUCUCUCCGGAGCCAAGAUAAGACGACCGGCUUGCCGAGUCCAGAACAGUUUGAAAAGGACGGACACGCGAAGCUCACAAGAGCAUGCCUCCGGUAUCUUCGCAUGAGUGAGACGUACCGGUUGUUGAGGUCGUCUCCAAACACCACGCAUUACGACUUAUCCUUGCUGGCCGUCCGUAAGAAUCUGGUCAGCCUCGUGGAGCACCUGUGCAAGACGGGGGAGCUUGUUCAUGAAACCCGUUUCGAGGCUGAUAUACGAAGAAGCGAGCUUGAUGACAAUCACGGCCAAGCUGCAGUCCAGAACGUCACCCUCAUGUCGUUACUCACCACUGGAAGUAUUGACUUUGGUUCCGUAUUUGGGGCCGAGCAGGAUGAAUAUCGCGUUGACGCCGAGAGCACUGACCUUUUUGCUCGCAUGGUAGCCUCGGGAGGGCCAUUGAGUGCGAUGCAGCAGCUGGUCUGUCUCGGCGGCGCUAGCAUGGUCGUUGAGUGCUCAUCCCAUGACGCCGAUAACCUCUUACACCUGGCAGCUGUGAAUGAGGAUCCCAUGAUGGCCGGGUACAUGCUCGAACUAGGUAUUGACUUGAACGCACAGAACACUGACGGCGAGAGCCCACUACAUGUUGCGGCGUCGUUAGGAACCAGGGCACAAGUAGAGCUGCUUCUCGAUCGUGGGGCCGACACGUCGCUGCUGACGCUUCGAGGACGAACGGUCUUUCACUUGGCAUUGCUCAACCCCAAGUUGAGACCCUGCAAGGCGCUACUGGCUCGACUGUUUGCCACGGACGCGAGCCAGCACAUUGCAGACCGAGACGGAGUUCUACCCAUUCACUUGGCCGCAGCGCAGGGAUGGCUGGCGACAGUUGAAUGGCUAAUCGAGAUCGGAGCCGACAUUUUUAGCCGCGACAAUCAGGGCCGCACGCCGCUUCACACAGCAGCAGCCUCCAUGGGCAUUGACUCGACGGCGGUGGUUCGGUUCCUCGUCGACAAAGGCCUGGAAGUGGAAGACGCAGACGAAGGAGGCAUGACGCCGCUGCACCACGUGUUGUACAGCUACGAUGUAUUGCAUAAAGACGCGUUUGAUCCGGAGGUAUCAUUGGCGAAUGCUCGAUACCUGCUGCAGCGCGGCGCGAACGUUAACGCGAAGGACCUUGAGGGGACAACGCCGCUUCACCUGGCCGCAUGGCGUGGCAAUUCUGCGGUGGUGAAGCUGCUGCUGAAGUCGGGCGCCGACGUUGAAGCGCGGAAUCGAGCAGAUGUGAAGCCAAUAGAUCAUGCUAAGGAAGACGAGAUUUGGGAGCUUCUCGAAUUGGCAGCGAGGAUCUGA
This is a messenger RNA of Verticillium alfalfae VaMs.102, 2982 nucleotides long. Its product is annotated as ankyrin repeat and protein kinase domain-containing protein. The transcript has 6 exons. Gene Ontology annotation, biological process: proteolysis. The coding region runs from base 1 to 2982 and encodes 993 amino acids. The record is from RefSeq and is a predicted model, not a curated record. Gene Ontology annotation, molecular function: protein binding; aspartic-type endopeptidase activity. NCBI's taxonomy places the organism in Eukaryota, Fungi, Ascomycota, Sordariomycetes, Glomerellales, Plectosphaerellaceae.